Molecule: messenger RNA, 2091 nt
Organism: Linum tenue
Lineage: Eukaryota; Viridiplantae; Streptophyta; Magnoliopsida; Malpighiales; Linaceae
Source: the annotation of a GenBank genome assembly
AUGACCGGAAACCUGCCCCUGCCCCUGCUUUUCUUCUUCUUCUUCUUCUCCUUCCUCACUUUCCGGUCAGUUCUUUCUCAGCCGGCCCAGCUCUUCUUCGAAGGGUUCGACUCAGCAACCAGCAACCUGACCUUGACCGGAGUUGCAGAGAUCGAAAACAACGGCUUGCUUCGCUUGACAAACGACACUCUCCGCUUAAUCGGCCAUGCUUUUUACUCUCCACCAGUGCAGCUCAAGGAAAACCCACAUGGUAAAGCUUUCUCCUUUUCCACCGCCUUCGUUUUCGCCAUAGUUCCAGAGUACCCAAAACUCGGUGGCCAUGGCUUAGCCUUCACUCUCUCCAGCUCAAAGCAACUCCCCAAUGCUCUCCCCAGCCAGUAUCUCGGCCUCUUCAAUUCAACCGAUGUGGGUAAUUUCUCCAACCACAUUCUCGCCGUCGAAUUCGACACCGUCCAAGAUUUCGAGUUUGGGGAUAUAAAUGAUAACCAUGUGGGGAUCGAUAUUGACGGAUUGCAAUCGAACAAAUCAGUUCCAGCUGGGUAUUUUCUUGCUAAUUCCACCAAGGUAGAUUUGAACCUCAAAAGUGGUAAACCGAUUCAAGCUUGGGUGGAUUACGAUUCAAGCCAGAAUCUCUUGGAAGUUAGGUUAGCUCCUUCUUCGAAUAAACCCAAAUCCCCUAUUUUAUCCUUUGAUGUGGAUCUCUCCCGCUUUCUUUUGGACUACAUGUUUGUGGGUUUCUCUUCCUCAACUGGGUUGCUAGCCAGCACUCACUAUGUUCUUGGGUGGAGCUUUUGCGUUAAUGGAGAAGCUAAAAGUUUGUCCCUUUCCAAUCUCCCUUCACUCCCCGGUUCUGGGAGCAGCAACAAAGGGUUAAUCCUGGGGGUAUCAAUCUCUGUCACUUGUGUGAUUGUACUAGCCAUUGCUGCAUCCUUUCACCUCAUUAGAAAGAUGAGAAAUGCGGAUGUAAUUGAAGAUUGGGAGCUUGAUGUUGGGCCUCACAGGUUCCCUUACAAAGAGCUGAAGAGGGCAACCAAAGGGUUCAGAGACAAGGAGUUGCUUGGAUUCGGUGGAUUUGGGAAAGUUUACAAAGGCACUUUACGAACUUCGGCUACCCAAGUCGCGGUCAAGAGAAUAUCCCAUGAAUCCAAGCAAGGUCUAAGGGAAUUUGCCUCCGAGAUUUCCACCAUUGGUCGACUUCGGCAUAGGAAUUUGGUACAGUUGUUUGGAUGGUGUCGAAGGAGGCAGGAUUUGCUUCUGGUAUACGAUUUCAUGGAGAAUGGCAGCUUGGACAAGUACUUGUUCGACGAGCCUCAAGCGAUACUCAGCUGGGAACAGAGAUUCAAAAUCGUCAAAGGCAUAGCAUCAGGGCUUCUGUAUCUGCACGAAGAAUGGGAGCAGACUGUGAUCCACAGAGAUAUUAAAGCAGGAAAUGUGUUGUUAGAUUCUGAGCUUAAUGGAAGGCUUGGCGAUUUCGGUCUGGCCAAGUUGUAUGAACAUGGGUCUAACCCUGGCACAACAAGGGUAGUGGGCACAUUGGGCUACUUAGCACCUGAGCUAACUAGAACCGGAAAGCCAACCACUAGCUCCGAUGUGUUUGCAUUUGGCGCGCUUCUACUCGAAGUGGCUUGUGGAAGAAGGCCGAUCGAGGCCAAGGCAUUACCGGAAGAGCUCAUUCUGGUGGACUGGGUGUGGGACAAAUGGAAGUGUGGUGCUGUGCUUGAUGUGGUUGAUCCAAAGCUGAAUGGAGACUUCGACGAGCUGGAAGCUGUCGUGGUGGUGAAGUUAGGGCUGAUGUGUUCAAACAAUGUGCCCGAGGCAAGGCCAACGAUGAGGCAGGUGGUUAGGUACUUGGAAGGCGAGGUGGGAUUGCCUGAAGUGGUUGAUGAAUACGAUGGGAAGAAAGGAAAUGGUGAGAAUGGCGACAGUGGUUGUGAAGGUGAGGUGAGGUUGAAGUUUGGGGCACAUUCUUAUCCGUCGUACUUCACGAAGGUGAGUACUUGGUCGUCGGCUGGAGAUUUCGGGGAUGCUGAUGUCGAAGGUUGUUCCGAUUCAUCGCUUUCGCUUGCUGCCAGUGGAAAUGAGUGUAGAUAG